AUGGAAUUGCGAUCGGGCCGUCGCCUCAGCUCUCUGCCGCCGCGCAAGCGCAACAAGUCGCUCAAUCGGCGUUCCAACAUCGGUGAGGAUGAGGACAUGAUCAGCACUCUUCCCGACCACCUCCUCCUCGGAAUCCUCGAACGCCUCGACCUGCAUGAGGCGCUCCGUGUGGGCGCAGCCUCGACGCGCUGGCAGCACCUCCCUCACCAGCUCUCGCACCUAGAGCUCUACGUCGACCAGUUCCACGGCGCCACGCCGGUCGAGAUGAUGGACGCAUUCACCGACGCGGCACGGAGGUUGCUGUCCAUCUAUCCUCCUGCGUGCUCCGCGUGCAGUCGUGCUAUCAAGACCCUCGGCCUCAGCUUCUACAUGUCGGACCCUCCCCAACUGAGCUCCAUCGGCCGCGUCGUCGAGGACGUCGUUAGCCGCGGCGAGACCGAAUACCUCGAGUUUCAUAUAUUCCCGCCGUCCUCGAGCGACACCACUCUGCUACUCGCCGAGUUGGGGCAGCGGUUCAUCUCCUUCUCCCAUGCCUGCCCCGUCGCCUUCCGGUGGCUCACCGUGCUAACCCUCGAGAAGCUAGCGUUUGGAGACGCCGACAUCGCCGGCCUCAUUAAAGCUUGUGAUAAGCUUGAGUACCUCACCCUGAUAUCCUGCAGACUGGUUGAUCAUCACUCCGCACUCAAGAUUGACACGCCAUGCUCCGGGCUCCAGGAACUUUGGUUCGUUGGCUUUGCUUGCAAACGUAUCGAGCUCAUCUCUGUCCCCAAGCUAAGAAAAGUGUGGUGCUGGUCUUGGCCCUGCGAGAGCCCUCCAGUGCACUUCGGCCACGUUCCCCAACUUCGUGAAGUGAGCCUCGGUUCACGUGCUGGGGUGUGGCAGGCACCAUUUGCGUUGAGCGAGUGCUUGUUGGGUGCCACGAAUCUGUCGAGAUUGUAUCUCAAUUUUGGUUGUGAAAUGAUUUGGAUUCAACCUGAACAUCCCAAGCACCUCACUACAAUAUUCAGAAACCUGACUGAUGUAUAUCUUUACUGUAUCUUUCCUGAGUGUGAUCUGAACUGGACCAUGUUUAUCGUCCAAGCUGCACCUGCCCUACUAAAUUUUACAUUGUAUCGAAAUCAACAUCCAUGUGUCAAAACGUCUGAGCAUAGUGCCCAGAAGACCAACAUGUUGUGGGAACCAUCCAAGGAUUGGAAGCACCCGAACUUGAAGUUACUGGUGAUGGCAGGGUUCGAGGAGGAAGACAAGGUGACAAACUAUCUAAGGCUUUUCAUAGAACGAGCCGUGGGUUUGAAGAGAAUCGAGCUGCGUGGUAAACACCCCUGUGAUAAGUGCAAUGCCAUGGACCUUGAACUUGAGUCCACAAGAUCCCUUGUUGACAAAGCUAGCAGGUAUCGGAUUAAGGAGCGACUCACACAUGAAUCCUCCUUGUCUGUCAAAAUAACAAUAUGUUGAUUGUCAAGGAAUUAUAAAAACUCUUAAAAUAAGUGCGCAUGGCUGCUACUAGAGCGAUGAUUGCGCCUAGUCAGUUGUAACUUCCUGUUAGUUUUUG
Molecule: messenger RNA, 1552 nt
Organism: Triticum aestivum (bread wheat)
Lineage: Eukaryota; Viridiplantae; Streptophyta; Magnoliopsida; Poales; Poaceae
Exons: 3
Coding region: 1-1455 (484 amino acids)
Molecular function (GO): protein binding
Source: RefSeq, a predicted model, not a curated record